Molecule: messenger RNA, 690 nt
Organism: Suhomyces tanzawaensis NRRL Y-17324
Lineage: Eukaryota; Fungi; Ascomycota; Pichiomycetes; Serinales; Debaryomycetaceae
Exons: 1
Coding region: 1-690 (229 amino acids)
Source: RefSeq, a predicted model, not a curated record
AUGGGAGGGGUCAGUCUGUAUCAAACCUCGUUCAAGAUCGACAAAAAGCGAAGACCUAGCCCCGCAUCCUCCAGGCUAGGCAACCAGAAAGGCAUCCAGGCCGAAAAGACCAGCAAGGUUGGUAUUCACAAGUGGGCUACUGAACCCCACAAAUCGUUGGUCUUCUCUUUAGGCAAGGACAAUGACUUGAUGGCAAAGAGGACUAAUGUGCCGGGAACAUCCAUCAUCAAGAUCGACCACAAGAGGGUCAACUACGUGAACCCCAAGACCGAGUCCAUCAAGUACCCAGAAAUGUCGGGAAUACGGCUCUUUGAGGGGCCCAACUCGAUCCCAGUGGCGUUGGCACCGAGCUACCUCCAGCACAAGCCAACCAACGAGCAGGUGUUAGAGCUUGAGGCUGCCAAACCAGCACCCAUGUUCAAGAGCCAUGUGUUGAACAAAAAGGACGGUGCCCAGCCCCAGUUGAUGAACGUCAGGCCUUACACCAACCUUGAGCCAGGCACCUCCUCGAAAUUCAGUCUACAGAAACACCUCGAGGGCGAGGCUCCUCUUCCAGGCACCUCCAUCAUCUUCCCCAACGAGUACAUACCGUUGGAGCAAGCAUCGUACGCUGCCACGGAAUCCAACACAGUGCGCUUGAACAACCAGAGCUCCAAAGACUGGCAAGUAUUCACCAUGGAUCCCAGUUAG